AUGCUGCGGCAGAUCCUGUCGGAGCUGCGGGUGGCGCCGGAGCUGCUGGCCGAGCUGAGCGAGGAGCAGAAGCAGCUGCUCUUCUUCCAGAUGCGCCGCGAGCAGGUCCGCCGCUGGCAGCAGAGAGAGGCCCGGGGAGCCCCGCGGCAGCAGCAGCGGCAGCAGGAGGCCUCGAGGCCAGGCCCUGGGAAAUCUGUGCAGUGGAAGGAGGGAGCCGAUGGUGACGUCUGGGUGUGGGUGAUGGGGGAGCACCGGCUGGACAAGCCCUACGACCUGAUCUGUGAGGAAAUCCUGGCAGAGAGAGAGAGGAGGAGGAGGCAGCAGGCGCUGCUGGGAGCAGAGGCCCUGAGACCCCCAGGGGAAGCCUCCGCAGAGCCUCCUGUGAUGUCCCCCGACCCCAAACUCUGGUCAGGAGUGGAGGGAGGGAGAGAAGACUGUGUGGAGCAGGAGAUGCCGGAAGGGGUGACACAAGCCCCAGCUGCAGGAAGUGCCCCAAAUCAAGACGCCACCCAGAUGGCCAGUAAAUCAAGAGGCGUAGAGGAGAUGCUGGCAGAUUCCAUCAGUCAGUUGCGGAAGCAGAAGAAAGACGCACAGAUGAAGAAGGCCAUGACUCAGAGCCAGACUCACGGAGAAGCACCCCCAAAUCCUCUGGACGAGUCAACGCAGAAUGCAGACAAGGAAGAUCCGGUUUGGCUGGAAUCCUUGAGAAGAUCCAAAGCAGCCGAUGAGCGACGGCGUUCGCUCGCCAAACACGCCCGAGACGACUACAAGAGGCUCUCCUUACAAGGCAGGAACAAGGGAAAAGCAACGCCCUGCAAGCCAGCGGAGCAGAGACGGGUGCUCCCUCCCCCUCCCCCUCUGCCACCAAAGCCCAAGUCCCUCCCUCCCAGUGCCAGGCCCACCAAUCGACCCCCGGCCAGGAAGCAGGGAGUCCAGAGGAGCACUUCCUCCUCCACUCGGGAAAGCAUCAUUCGGUGGUUCCAGGCAGAGCAGCUCCCCCUCCGAGCCGGCUUGGAGAAGGCAGCAGAGCGAGUGGCUCCCUGGUUCCACGGUAUUUUGACAACGAAGAAGGCUGAAGAGCUGCUAAACCACUCAGGGCCUGGGACCUUUCUGAUCCGGGUGAGUGAGAAGAUCCAGGGCUACGUGCUCUCCUACCUGGCGGCUGAGGGCUGCAAGCACUUCCUGAUCGAUGCUUCAGGGGAGUCCUAUGGCUUCCUGGGGGUGGACCAGCUGCAGCAUUCCACACUGGCGGAAUUAGUCGAGUACCACCAGGACGAGCCCAUCACCUCUUUGGGGCAAGAGCUUCUGUGUCACCCCUGCGGCCAGCAGGGUCCCGAGCCUGAUUACCUGGAGCUCUUUGGAUGACACCGCCCAUCUCGACCCCUGGCCAUGGAGAGGAGACAAAGCGACUGUCACCCCGCCCUUGUUGUGGCCUCUCAAACUGCAAAUACGCUUGAGGGUCCGGAGAGUCAAGGCUGGUCCUUCUUGACUGCUCUUAGCCGUCGGACCAAAAACCCCAUCAAUGUGUGAAAAACCAGGGCACCAAAUUACCAUGGAGUGAAGAAAAGGACAGCAAAGGGCAUUCCACUUCCUGACCUCCGUGCUCCCGGUCAAGCUGCCAUCCUCCCUCGCUGGAAGGAAGUGACUUUGGACAUCCCCUAAGUGGGAAGGAGUUCCAUGGUUUCCUGGAAGGCUUGGAUUGUCAGGGAAAGAAAGAGUCCAGAGUUGACUCUGGAGCAGCCAGAAGCCAGCGGCGGAUGGAUGGAUGGGGGGGGGGGAUGUAACCAAGACUCUCCCCAGUGGCCACGGAGACAUCAGAAAUAAGCCACUGCCAGAAUUGCCUCUUGGCUUGCUUUAGUCCUUCCAGCUGGUCCAACCUGCUCUCUGCUGCUGGAUGAAGAAAAAAAGGCUCAGUUUUCCAUAAUAAAGAUGCAGUGAGUGGAAAGUUGUCCACA
Heteronotia binoei (common prickly gecko) is the source of this 1955-nucleotide messenger RNA. It is a transcript of the gene SH2D4A, whose product is annotated as SH2 domain containing 4A. The record is from RefSeq and is a predicted model, not a curated record. Gene Ontology annotation, cellular component: cytoplasm. Gene Ontology annotation, molecular function: phosphatase binding. The transcript is spliced from 9 exons. Bases 1 to 1365 code for a protein of 454 amino acids. NCBI's taxonomy places the organism in Eukaryota, Metazoa, Chordata, Lepidosauria, Squamata, Gekkonidae.